This is a messenger RNA of Scomber scombrus (Atlantic mackerel), 1467 nucleotides long. Its product is annotated as coagulation factor XI-like. The record is from RefSeq and is a predicted model, not a curated record. The coding region runs from base 100 to 1230 and encodes 376 amino acids. Lineage: Eukaryota; Metazoa; Chordata; Actinopteri; Scombriformes; Scombridae. Gene Ontology annotation, biological process: proteolysis. Gene Ontology annotation, cellular component: extracellular region. Gene Ontology annotation, molecular function: protein binding. The transcript has 9 exons.
GCACAGUAGUCCUUUGGGGAGCCUCCAGUUGCAGAUUGUUGUGACUGUACUAUAGAGGUGCUUCAAUAAUCUCAAUAAAAUAUCAGAGAAACAGAGAAGAUGGGAACAAAUUUGAUUUUAGUGUUUCUGCUUUCCCUUUGCAGCAUCUCCUUUAGUCAAGAAUGUAGCCGGGGGCUUCUGGAAGACGUUGAUUUCCCUGGAACAGACAUAACAUUUCUGUACUCUCCUGAUGUGAAUCAUUGUCAGCUGCUGUGCACCGAGCACGCCUCUUGUCAAUUCUUUACCUUUGUUCGGCCUGACUGGACCAGAGAUGACAGGCACUUCUACUGCUAUCUCAAGUCCACUCCCUCUGGACAACCCAAGACUGAGACUUCACUCCUGGGUGUCACUUCUGGCUUUUCACUCAAAAACUGCUUUCCAUACCCAGAACAUUGUAUUUCUCAGGUGUAUAAGAACGUGGACUUCCUAGGAGCGGAUUACCGAUCCUUGUUCACAUCUGACUAUGAGGAGUGUCAGAGGGUCUGCACAAAAGAUCCUGGCUGCAAGUUCUUUACUUUUGUAAAUGCAAACUUCCAAAACGAGAGGAUCAGGCACAAGUGCCACCUUAAAUACACCUGGACAAUACCAAGGACACCUAUUGUAGAAAGAACGGCUGGUGUAGUAUCUGGGUUCACCAACAGGGCAGAAACACCUAAUCCUUCUGACACAGCAUGUCAGGGCGAGCUUUUCUCAAGCACUGACAUCAGAGGAAGUGAUUUCGAGAUGCUGCCUGCAGCCUCACCUGAACACUGUCAGACAUUGUGCUCUGCUCAUCCGCGCUGCACCUACUUCUCUUACGACAGUAAUGACCUCAAGUGUUAUCUGAAGAGCAAUGCAAAUGAAAUGGUGACCAGUUUUAAAGAGCGAGUGACAUCUGGGUUGCCAGCACACCUCUGUCAGCUAAAUAACAGCUGGGUUAAGGAUGUUCAUGAAGGAAUAGAUUUCCGAGGUUCUGACAUGAGGUUUGAGCUGGCGGAUGAUCCAGAGGAGUGCCAGAAGAAAUGCACUCAGGAACCCAACUGCCAGUUCUACACUUACGUUAACAGGAACUUCCGGGACAAGACUUUUUGGCGCCGCUGCUAUCUCAAGCGUGUCAUCACCAUACCUGCUCCUCCCAAAGUUAACAAACUGGCUGAUGUUGUAUCCGGCUUCUCACAGAAGAACUGUUUUAGUUCAGCUCAUUCAGGGUAGUUUCAGGAGCAGGACCACACCACAACUGCUCCGCCUCUGGCCAUUCAGACCACCUAGUCCUCUUCUCCCCUGCUGCUUUUGUAUUCUGCGCCCCUAUACCCCACCCCAUUUCUCUCUUCCUGUUUCUUCCUCUCCUUCCUAGGGUCUUGAGGGGGUCCAUGUUCCCACCCAUGGCCUGGGUGCUAUAGCGGACUUCCUAUAAGCCUCCCCACAUAAAUAAUAAAUAGUUUAAGUGCA